AUGGCCGCUUGUGGUUUUGUUGAUAUGGGGUUUGUGGGCAGUAGGUUUACCUGGGGUAACAAAUAUACCAAGGAAAGGUUGGAUCGGAGCUUUCAAACCAUACAGUGGAGAAGCCUCUUCCCGUUUAGUCGAGUUAUCACUCUUCAUCCCUCGGAAUCAGACCACUGCCCUAUAUUGAUCGAGAAGGAGUGGGCUCUUCCAACGACAGGAAAUGUGUUGGGACAGAUUGGUUUCAAAUUCAAAGUUAUUGGUCAGAAGCUUAUGAAGUGGCAUCAGAAAGAUUUUGAUAAGCAAAAGGUUGAAAUGAGAAUUAUUCAGGAGAAGCUGAAUGACAUUAUGAGGCAACCCUUUUCUCCAGAACAGUAUGAGGAGCAGCGAACCUUGCAUGCCAAGUAUAGCCACUUACUGUCUCAACAAGAAAAGUAUUGGAGGCAAAGAUCCAGGGCAGUAUGGCUUAAGGAUGGAGACAGAAAUUCUGCUUUCUUCCAUUGUAGAGCAAGUAACAGGAAGAGCAGGAACUCCAUUAGGGGUUUAACAGAUGAGCAAGGACAAUGGCAAUCCGAGCCGGCUGAAAUCAAACGAUUAUUGUUGACCUACUUUACGACAGUCUUCUCUUCUGAAGGUUGUGAUGCCAGGGCCCUACAAAUGGUGCUUGAUGCUACACCAACAAAGGUAACUAGAAGCAUGAAUGAAUCUCUUGUACAGCCCUAUAUCGAUGAUGAAAUCAAAGCUGCUUUAUUUCAAAUGCAUCCCUCAAAGAGUCCGGGCCCGGAUGGCAUGUCCCCAUUCUUCUUUCAAAAAUAUUGGAAUGUAGUGAGCAUGGAUGUCUGUAAUGCCAUUAGGAAUUUCCUUGAGAAAGGAGAACUAUGGCCCGAAUCAAACUAUACGUACUUGUGUUUGAUACCAAAAAUCAAAUCGCCUAAAGUAGCUGCACACUUCAGGCCAAUUGCACUAUGCAAUGUGAUUUGUCUAAUUGCUUCUAAAGUGGUGGCAAAUCGAUUGAAAUGUAUUCUGCCUGAGAUCAUCUCACCACUUCAGAGUGCGUAUGUGCCAGGGAGGUUAAUCUCUGAUAACACCUUAGUAGCUACUGAGGCAACGCACUUCAUGUAUCAACUGAAAGGCCAACAAACAGGUUUUUUCUCCUUGAAACUUGACAUUAGUAAAGCAUAUGAUAGAUUGGAAUGGCCGUUUAUACAAGCUAUGCUACUAAAGUUGGGUUUUCAGUCAUCUUGGGUCCAAAUGAUUAUGAGUUGCAUUUCACAAGUAACUUAUUCUAUUCUCAUUCAGGGCGAACCAUCUACAAAGCUUAGCCCUACUAGAGGUAUUAGACAGGGAGAUCCCCUAUCUCCCUAUAUAUUUAUUUUAUGUGCAGAAGGCCUGUCAGCUUUAAUAUCAGAUGCAGUUCAACACAAUGCUAUUACGGGACUUCAAAUGUGCCCUCAAGCUCCUACUCUUCACCAUCUUUUUUUCGCUGAUGAUAGCUUCCUGUUUGGGACUGCAACAGAAGGCGAAUGUUACAAAUUUAAAGCUAUACUUGAUACCUAUGAACGUGCCUCAGGUCAACAGGUAAAUUAUCAGAAGAGCAGCAUGGCAUUUAGCAGGAAUGUGGAUAUGGACAGACAAAACAAGUUUGCCUCUAUUUUGGGAGUUACAAGAGUGGAUGACCAUGAUAGAUACUUAGGCCUACCUCUGAGAGUUGGAAGAUCCAAGACUGCGAUUUUUGAGUACAUAAAAGAGAAAUUAACCAAGAAGCUUAUUAAUUGGAAAGCAAAGAUCCUGAGUUGUGCCGGCAAGGAAAUCUUGAUAAAAGCAGUGGCACAAACAAUGCCAUUGUAUGCCAUGAAUUGUUAUCUAUUACCACGGGGGUUAUGUGUUGAUAUUCACAAGUUGUGUGCGUCUUUCUUUUGGGGGGACACCAAUGAGAAGAAAAAGAUCCAUUGGAGGAAUUGGGACAAGCUGUGUCUGACAAAAAAAGAGGGAGGUAUGGAAUUCAAGAAUUUGUAUGCUUAUAACCUGGCAAUGUUGGCAAAGCAAGGGUGGAGAUUGGUAACAAACCCUACAUCACUUAUAGCAAGAUUGUUCAAAGCUAGGUACUUUCCCAAUUGUUCCUUUUGGGAGGCCGGCUUGGGAGACUCACCAUCCUUUUCAUGGAGAAGUAUUCUCAAUGGCAGGCCAGUUUUAAAAGCUGGUAUUCAGUGGAAAAUUGGUGAUGGUCAAUCAGUAAGCAUUUGGCAUGACAGGUGGAUCCUUGUGCAUCAUCCAAUACAUCUACAACAACCAGCCACUACAGAUUUCCAUUUAGUUGCUGAUCUUAUUAAUCAGGAGACAAGAGAAUGGAUUCCAGCCUCGGUGUACGCUUUAUUUCCUAGUGACAUAGCUUCGAAGAUCUUAUGUAUCCCAUUUGGCCGAAGACAAUGCUCUGAUAAACUCAUAUGGAGUCCAGAGAAAAAAGGUUUUUACUCUGUGAAGUCAGCCAACUGGAUAGCUCGGGAACAAGUCUUACAGAAUGUUCUUACUUCUACUUCUAAUGGAGAUCCAUUUAACGUGCUUUGGCAGCAACUUUGGAAAGCCAAAAUUCCGGGAAAAGUGCUUAUUUGUAACUGGCGGGCUUGUAACAAUCUCUUGGCCACACGAGAGAGAUUACUUGCUAAAGGAUAUACUGGAACCAUCGAAUGCUUGCUAUGUCAAAGUCGCAUUGAAGACAACUAUCACCUCUUUUGUCAGUGUCCUCUGGCCAAACAGAUACUCUCUGCACCUCCUUUUAAUUUACAACAUACUUUGGUGCCUACGAUGAGUUUCAAGGAAUGGAUGCUUGAACGGGCUCAACAACUCAAACUCGAAACCCUAGAGAAGCUAAUGAUGGUUGUCUGGGCUCUUUGGAAAAACAGGAACAAUGGUCUGUGGGAAGGUAAAGUGCAAACUGCUCAUGACCUUGUUCUAAGCUGCUUUACAUGGCUUGCGGACUUCCAAAAAUCUCGUAGCAAAACUCCAACAACGAACAGAUCCAUGAGGGCCAAAUGGAAGCCACCGACGUCGGGUUUCAAGUUGAAUGUUGAUGCGGCCUUCCUUCCCAACCAAACCACUGGUGGCAUUGGAGGAGUAUUACGAGACUCGACAGGUCAGUUUAGAGCUGCAUUCUUUCAACCUGAAAUGUUUGUGGCAUCACCAAAGCAGUGUGAACUCCUAGCCAUUCGAGCAAGUUUGGAUCUAUUAUCCUCAUGCGGUAUCCACGACGUCAGUGUUGAAAGUGAUUGCAUGGAGGCUGUCUCUGAAGCGAACUGUAGGAAUUAUGAUCUGUUAGCUAAUGGAGGUAUAGUGGAUGACAUUCAUGCAGUUUGGAGUAAGUUGCAGGGAGUGACUAUAAGUCAUACUCCGCAAACAUGUAAUGCUGUGGCACACCGCCUGGCAGCUUUAGGUUUUGAAAAUCCUAUUGGAGCCGUCUGGUUUGACCAAGCUCCUUCUUCUAUUCAUGAUAUACUACAGCACGACUGUGCUCAACUCGUUUGA
Molecule: messenger RNA, 3507 nt
Organism: Rosa chinensis
Lineage: Eukaryota; Viridiplantae; Streptophyta; Magnoliopsida; Rosales; Rosaceae
Exons: 2
Coding region: 1-3507 (1168 amino acids)
Molecular function (GO): nucleic acid binding; RNA-DNA hybrid ribonuclease activity
Source: RefSeq, a predicted model, not a curated record